Molecule: messenger RNA, 1799 nt
Organism: Oryza brachyantha (malo sina)
Lineage: Eukaryota; Viridiplantae; Streptophyta; Magnoliopsida; Poales; Poaceae
Exons: 5
Coding region: 377-1444 (355 amino acids)
Source: RefSeq, a predicted model, not a curated record
UUUCAGAUGAACAGAGAUUGCAGGGUUGGGUGGGAACUGAUCCCUUUCAAAUGCGUGGUAGGUGAGAGAGAUUUUGCUAGUUGGCAUUUGUAAAAAAAGCACACGCACCAGCUUUGAUGGAUCAUGUACGUUUAUAUAGAGAAAUGUUGGUAGGUUGCUGAAAGGGUUGCUUCUCCACUACAAAAAAAAAUAAUAAAAAAAAAUUCAGCAGAGCUCCACUACUAUACUAUUCAGCUCGCACUAUCUUGCUUAGCUUAGCUUAGCUUAAUUAGCUCGAAUACCUAACCCGUAUUAAGAAUUAACCAGCACAUAUAUAACCCGACACAUGCAUUUCUUCUCCAGCUAGUCGCCUCCUGCUCAAGCUGCAUCGUCGCCAAUGGCUGCUGCUUCUACAGGGAAUGGGAGCCCGCCGGUGGCGCUGAUGGUGCUGAUGGCGGCGGCGAUGGUGGCCGGGUGGUUCGCGAACGCGGUCCGGCCGCCGACGCCGACGCCGUGCGGGACGGAGGGAGGGCCGCCGGUGACGGCAGCGAGGGUGCGGGUGCGGGACGGGCGGUUCCUGGCGUACGCGGAGUCCGGGGUGCGCCGGGAGGCGGCGCGGUUCAAGGUCGUCUACUCGCACGGCUUCUCCGGCGGCCGCAUGGACUCGCCGCGCGCCUCCCAGGAGUUGCUGGAGGAGCUGGGCGUGUACAUGGUGGCGUUCGACCGCGCCGGCUACGGCGAGAGCGACCCGGACCCCGGGCGGUCGCUGAGGAGCGCGGCGCUGGACAUCCAGGACCUCGCCGACGCGCUCCGCCUCGGCCCCAAGUUCCACCUCAUCUGCUCCUCCCUCGGCUGCCAUGCCGCCUGGGCCUCCUUCAAGUACAUCCCCCACAGGUUGGCGGGGGCGGCGAUGAUGGCGCCGGUGAUCAACUACCGGUGGCCGGGGUUGCCGAGGGGGUUGGCGCGGCAGCUGUACCGAAGGCAGCCGGCGGGCGACCAGUGGUCGCUCAGGGUCGCCUACUACGCGCCGUGGCUGCUGCACUGGUGGAUGGACCAGCCCUGGCUGCCCACCUCCACCGUCAUCGACGGCUCCGGCUCCUUCCCCAACGCCCUCGACGAGAAGAACCGCCUCAUGGCCCUCUCCACCGGGAUGUUCCACAAGAAGGCGAGGCUGGCGACGCAGCAGGGGGUGCAGGAGUCGUUCUACCGCGACAUGGCGGUGAUGUUCGGCCGGUGGCCGGAGUUCGAGCCGGUGGAGCUGGAGGAGGCGCCGUUCCCGGUGCACCUCUUCCAGGGCAACGAGGACGGCGUCGUGCCGGUGCAGCUGCAGCGGCACAUCUGCCGCCGGCUCGGCUGGGUCAACUACCACGAGCUCGCCGGCGUCGGCCACUUCUUGUCGGCGGUGCCAGGGCUCGGCGACAGGAUCGUCAGCACGCUCCUGCCGCCGCCGCCGCCGGCGGCGUAACAGCAGAGAGACGACGAUCGCCGGCGCACACAGGCGAUGCUGAAGAGAAGCAUUCUGUGUGAGCUCAGCUACACCGUACUGCACAAAGAGACUGAUGAGAUGAUGCCAUGAUGGCAAUUCUAUACAGUACCAUCAGCAAGAUUUCAGAGGAUUAUUGACUGAUGCCAUUGUACAUAGUUUUUUACCAUCUUUUUAUCAGAAAACAAUCCCAACAAACUCCUGUAAUUUACAUACAGCUACAAAGAGAGAGUAACUGGAGAUUUUGGGGCUAUCUAGAAUGAUAGGCACAAUCACACCUGUAAUCAAAACGCUACAGUAGGGUAAAAACUACAGCAGCCAAAGCUGCAGGAUACAC